AUUCCUCUGAGGGGAUGAAGGUGAAAAACACCUUCCCUCUGCUGGCCGACGCUCGUGGAUUCCGCCUGUCCGCAGUUUGCAGCGGCAGUCAAGAUGAUCCCCGUUGGUGAAUUCAAAAGCCUCGGGACGGAGCAAAAUUCCCAGUUCCGGGUGCUGAAACCGUGGUGGGAUGUCUUCUCGGAGUACCUGUGCGUCUCCAUGCUCAUGAUUGGGGUCUUUGGGUGCACAUUACAGCUCACCCAGGAGAAGAUCGCGUGUCUCCCCAGCCACUUCACCAGCCCGAGGCCAGAGUUGAUCAACUGCAGCCACAUCAGCAGCUACAGGGACAACGAGACUUCGCACAACACGCUGGGCAUACCCGGGAACCCCACCCUCACGGAGGUGUUCGGUCGCAAAAACAACCUGGACAUUCACCAGUACGUGUUUGUCAACCACUACUGCUAUGAGAGGUACGUCCACUGGUACGCCAAGUACUUCCCGUACCUGGUUGUGAUCCACACCAUGAUCUUCAUGAUAGCCAGCGGCUUCUGGUUCAAGUUCCCCGGGACGUCUUCUAAAAUUGACAUUUUUGUGACCGUCUUGGGGAAGUGCUUCGACUCGCCCUGGACCACGAGGGCCCUGAGCGAAGUUUCUGAGGAGAGAGGCGAGGAGAAGCUGGUCAGCUUGAGGAAGAACACCAUGUCGAAGAAUCCAGCGGAGCUAGCAAAAGAUGAGGAAGAAUCGGUGGGGCUUUUGCGCUCCGCGUCCGUCAAGUCUAACCCGGAGAAGAAAAGCCCGGAGCCCCAGUCUGCUCUCUCAGUGCUGGACAAGAAGGAGGGAGAGCAAGCCAAAGCUCUUUUUGAAAAGGUGAAGAAGUUCAGAACUCACGUGGAGGAAGGAGAGAUCCUGUACCACAUGUACGUGUUACAAACAUCAAUAAAAGUCUUCAAGUUCCUCGUUAUCAUCAUCUACACCGCGGUGCUGGUGCCAAACAUUGAAAUAGUUGUGCACUGUUUCGUCCCGCCCGAGCUGACUGGUUUUGAUAUCUACUGUUGCAACCACACCAAGGCCCAUCUCUUCUCCAAGCUCGCCUACUGCUACAUCUGCUUUGUGGGGGUGUACGGACUCAUGUGCGUCUACACCCUGUACUGGCUCUUCCAUCGCUCGCUGAAGGAGUAUUCCUUCGAGCACGUCCGUUUGGAGACGGGGAUUAACGACAUACCGGACAUGAAGAACGACUUCGCCUUCCUUCUCCACCUGGUGGAUCAGUACGACACCCUUUACUCCAAAAGAUUCGCCGUCUUCCUCUCGGAGGUCAGCGAGAGCCGCCUGCACCAGCUCAACCUCAACCACGAGUGGACCGUUAAAAAGCUGCGCGGCCGUCUCGCGAGGAACUCGGGGAACCGGCUGGAGCUUCACCUGCUGAUGCUGCCGGGGCUCCCCGACACCCUUUUCGAGCUGGCCGAGGUGGAAUCGCUCAAACUGGAGCAGGUCAACAACGUCACCAUCCCAGCCAGCGUGGUGAAGCUGGACUCCCUGCAGGAGCUGGCGUUGAUCUACUGCCCCGCCAAGCUGCAGCACUCGGCCCUCAACUACCUCAAGGAGCAUUUGAAGGUCUUACGCUUGUCUUUCGAGAGUCUAGAGGAGGCCCCGUUGUGGAUGUACACCCUUCACAACCUGGAGGAGUUGCACCUGACCGGUCCGCUGACCAGCGACGUGUCCAAGAGCGCCAGCCUGGAGUCGUUGCGGGUGCUGAGAGCGUUGAGGCUCCUGACGCUGCGCUCAAGCCUGAGGAAGAUCCCACCCAGCGUGGGAGAUCUGGCCUCCCAGUUACAGCGGCUGUGCAUCUACAACGAAGGGGUGAAGCUCCAGGCGUUCAGCAGCCUGAAGAAGCUGACGAACCUCAUUUCGCUGGAGUUGGUGGGCUGCGAGCUGGAGCGCAUCCCGAGCGCCGUGUUCAGCCUCAACAACCUGCAGGAGCUGGACCUGAGGGAGAACAAGCUGACGACCGUGGAGGAGAUCCUGAGUCUGCAGCACUGCCGGCGCCUGGCCACGCUGCGGCUGUGGCACAACAGCAUCACGUACAUCCCCGAACACAUCAGCAAGCUGUGCACCCUGGAGACGCUGGACGUCAGCUGGAACAAGCUGCGGAAGCUCCCCUCGCGGCUCUUCUACUGCACCAAGCUCAGGCACCUGGACGUCUCCCACAACCAGCUCACCUCGCUGCCCCCCGAGGUCAGCAUCCCGCAGGGCCUGCAGUUCUUCUCCGCCGCGUUCAACUCGCUGGAGUCGCUGCCGGACGAGCUGUUCUCCUGCAAAAGACUGAAGACGCUGCUGCUCGGGAACAACUGCCUCUCGAGCCUCGGCUCCAGGGUGGCCAACCUGGCCCAGCUGGUGCGGCUGGACGUCAAGGGGAACCGGCUGGAGUCCCUCCCUCUGGAGAUAGGAGACUGUCCCCUGCUGAGAUGCAGCGGCUUGAUAGUGGAGGACAGCCUUUUAGAUCUCCUGCCUUCGGAUAUACGAAACAAGUUGACUCAGAGCUGAGGCUCAGAGCCAAGGACUUCUCUCGUUGGAGAAAAGCAUAUCGGUUGAUGUGUUCUGACACGCUCAGCCAAAACAGAGCUUUACUCAACGUAACCAAGUGGUUUUUUAAGGUUUUUUUAAGAAACCACUCGGAGGACUGUGGCCCGGAGCCGUAACUGACCAAACUUUAAGUCCUGUCGCUGCAGUAAACAGGGAGUCGGCGUGACACACAGACAUUUCUGGGCCAUUGUUGUCACCCAGACUCGUGUAGUUUUCAGCAGAUAUCGUUGCGGCUAAACCUGUUGAACAGGUUUAUAUGACGUGAGGAGUUACAGUACGUUGGUUCGUGUUGCUCCCAGAUAAAAAAGGUUCAUCUUACUGUUCAAACGCUUCUUCAUAUAAAUGCCAGUAGUUGUUAAAAAAGUCAACUUUUAACUUCUAGUUGCUAAGAAGGUAAAUCCCAGGAAAAUAUUGACUGCAUGUAAUUUAUUUAUCAUAACAAGGCUUCCCUUAAAAUGUAAAUCAUGUUUCUUUCUAACUAACAGA
Messenger RNA from Cololabis saira (Pacific saury), 3048 nucleotides. RefSeq names its product volume-regulated anion channel subunit LRRC8C. The transcript has 3 exons. Gene Ontology annotation, molecular function: protein binding. NCBI's taxonomy places the organism in Eukaryota, Metazoa, Chordata, Actinopteri, Beloniformes, Belonidae. Bases 94 to 2523 code for a protein of 809 amino acids. The record is from RefSeq and is a predicted model, not a curated record.